AUGUUGCUAAAUCAGCCAUUAAUGAUACAGAAUCCAAAUGCAAGCAUUGUACGAUUGUUGGAUAAAAGUAUGGUUUCUGACCGAAACGGUGCAAGAAUGGAAUUUAUGGACUUGAAAAAAGCUGGUAUUGGAAUUGUGGAAUGUCAGCAAUGAAUUCAUGACAUACAUCGUGAGGGUUUAUUGAAUCACGAUCUGAAACCGGAUGAUAUGGAUAUAUUAACAUCAACAAGUCGAGAGCAAAAUCGUUUCGAUGAUUUUAUUGCAUGGUUGUAUGUGGCAUGUGAACUUUAUGAUUCAGUUUCUAAGGUUACACAACCGCUACCCAGGGCAUAUCGUCAAGAUCGUGAACUAUUUGAAAACAGCUUAUUACUGCGCGACGCAAAUUUUGCUAUGACGAGCUCCGCGACAAUUCUAUGA
Molecule: messenger RNA, 417 nt
Organism: Acanthocheilonema viteae
Lineage: Eukaryota; Metazoa; Nematoda; Chromadorea; Rhabditida; Onchocercidae
Source: the annotation of a GenBank genome assembly